AAAUUCGUGUAGGCCGUUUCAGAAUUUAGAUGCCCUUUCUUCGCUCUCUUCCGUUCCCUCGUCACCGGUCGUCGUGGAACCCCACACCUCUCUCUCUCUCUCUCUCUCUCUCUCUCUCGCGUUCCCAUUGAUCGCUCCAAUCCCCGAGUGUUCGCUUCUCCGAUCGGAUCCCGCAUCAGAUCCUAGGGUUUAGGGGAGGAGAAUCGAGGAGGAGGAGGAGAAAUGGCGCACCGAGUGGAUCACGAGUACGAUUACCUUUUCAAAAUCGUCCUCAUCGGCGACUCGGGCGUGGGUAAAUCCAACAUCCUCUCGAGAUUCACGCGCAACGAGUUUUGCUUGGAGUCCAAAUCCACCAUCGGCGUCGAAUUCGCCACCCGGACGCUUCAGAUAGAAGGGAAAACAAUCAAGGCCCAAAUAUGGGAUACUGCUGGCCAAGAACGCUACCGCGCCAUAACUAGCGCGUACUAUCGUGGGGCAGUGGGUGCCCUCCUUGUCUACGACAUUACAAAGAAACAGACAUUCGAAAAUGUGCAGAGGUGGCUGCGUGAGCUCCGCGACCACGCGGACUCCAACAUAGUCAUCAUGAUGGUUGGUAACAAGUCCGAUCUCAACCAUCUACGAUCUGUCUCUGAGGAUGAUGCUCAGGUUUUGGCCGAGAAGGAGGGGCUCUCGUUCCUGGAGACCUCGGCAUUGGAGGCAUUUAACAUCGAGAAAGCUUUUCAAACAAUCCUAACUGAGAUUUACCACAUAAUAAGCAAGAAGGCUCUCGCCGCGCAAGAGGCGGCGGGAAAUGCCGGCCCUCCGAUCCAAGGGACUACGAUCAACGUCACCGAUUCGUCGGGGGGUGCAAGGAGAACAUGCUGCUCUACUUAGGUAAAUUUCUUUCCUCCCAAAGAAGAGAACAAAAUUUGGUCUUUAGAGAAUUUUCAAUUGGUGGUGUAGAUUACUCGGUUCUUCAUUUCUCCUUUCUAUUGUGUGUGCGUUAUCUGAUUCAGGCAGGAGCUCAUAGAAGAGAUUUUUUUUCAGAAGGUUAGAUAACUUUGGUGUAAUGCAGAGUGUUGGCUAUUAUUAUUAUUUUUUUUCCUUCCGUUUCUUGUGCUUAGCUUUUAAUAGCAAAUCCUUUAGAAUGACUAUAUUGAAUAAUGUGUUCAAAAUUGAAUGAUUUGGUGUCCUCUGUUGUGCUCUUUAA
Molecule: messenger RNA, 1189 nt
Organism: Ananas comosus (pineapple)
Lineage: Eukaryota; Viridiplantae; Streptophyta; Magnoliopsida; Poales; Bromeliaceae
Product: ras-related protein Rab2BV
Exons: 4
Coding region: 223-873 (216 amino acids)
Cellular component (GO): endosome
Molecular function (GO): GTP binding; GTPase activity
Source: RefSeq, a predicted model, not a curated record